Pelobates cultripes (western spadefoot toad) is the source of this 14544-nucleotide messenger RNA. The record is from the annotation of a GenBank genome assembly. NCBI's taxonomy places the organism in Eukaryota, Metazoa, Chordata, Amphibia, Anura, Pelobatidae.
GUUGGCUGUCGGCCGGGGAGGAGCCGCCAUUACUGAGUUCCGAGGGAAGCUAGAGGAAGGCGCAGGGUAUAUCCGCAGUGCUACCGCCGGCUGUGACCCGAUCUCCGCCGUUCAGUCUCUCCAGUCCCCGUGUUGUUGUCGCAGUAGGAGCAUGGCGUGCGGGGCGACGUUGAAGCGCUCGAUGGAGUUCGAGGCCCUGCUCAGCCCGCAGUCUCCCAAGCGCCGGCGGUGCGUCCCUCUCCCGGGCUCCCCGACCACCCCGACCGGCCAGCGGUGCGGACACCGGCCGGAGAACCAGCAGUCCCCGCCGGCCGCAAUGACCCAGAUGGCGACAGACCACAGGCUCACCCCAGGUAAAGGCCCAGCUCUCUGUAUAGCCUGACCGAGGCCGGAUAGAGAGAGGAGAGGAGAGGAGGGGGGUGUAAUGUGUUACCGGAUUAUUGGGGGGUGUAAUGGUGGCUGGAGGCUGUGCCAGGAGGGCUCCCUUAAUAGCCGGGACACACAGCUCUCCCUCCCUUACAUACUGUGGCUGCAUUACUAAUCCCAUGACGCUCUCAAGGCUGUCGACAAUGAUAGUGGGAGUUGUAGUCCGGCCUCCCCUGGGGAUCCAUCCGGGUGUUCAUACUGUGCAGCCAUUGUACUUUUAGUGUUUCCUUUGGCUGAGCAUCAUGGGAAACGUAGUGUAGAAGAGCUGCAGUACCGGAGGGCUCUGCCCAGAGAUCAGUAACACAAUGUAUUGGCCAAUAGAUGCUGUGCAGCCAGACAGAUGUGAGUGGCUGUGCUGUACACGCUGAUGGCUAUUGUCUGUCUUUGUGUCAGUCCAUUUAGAAUAGCUCUUUUUAUUUCUGGUCUGCCAGGGUGAGGUGAUUAAUGCCCAGCUAUUGUUUUGAUGAUGGGCCUCUAUUGGCUGCCUGCUACAUAUUUCUACUCUGACCCUCCCUUUGCAUAUUGCAAUCCUUCAACCCCCCCAAAUCCCUACUUCCUUUCAGCAUUUGCAGGUGGGAAGCCUGCAAUCAUCCUUUUCAUUUUUUUUUUUUUGUAUUUUCCACUUGAUUGCAGUGCACAGUUUACCCCUGAGCAAAACAUUUAAUACAUAUUAUCCACACACUAUGAUGAAUAACAUUUUGCAUUAACCGGGUAGGAUUCAACUGUAGUCCUCACCGCCUCUUCUUCCCCCCCCCCCCUUUUUUUUAAAUUUGGAAACCUUCACUUUCUUCAGGAAAUUUUUGUUUGUUUUUUCUGAUUCUCCACUUAUUCUCAGAACUACAGAAGUUACUGUAUCAUUUUAUGACACUAGAAUUUUAUUGCACCAACAGUAGGUUUAUUAUUAAAUACUAUUCAUAGACCACUAGACCGAUUUUUCUUGUGUUCAUAAUUGCAAUUGAGUUUUAAAUAUGUUAAGGAUUGCAUAAGUCACUGAUGGAUUGUAUGUACAUGUGGUUUAUGCACCAUACUUUAUUUGUGUAAUGUAUACAAUGAACAAAGCAUUGAACUAAAAAUCAAAUGAUAUGCUUUAUUGAUCUACAAUUUGCUUUACAAUGGCCCUGUUCUUCCUAGAUGUAUUUUAAACUGAUGUUCAAUUGUCCAAAUGUUGACCUUUAGUUUUAUGUGAAACAUAUUUGACUGUUCACAAAAUACUAUUUCCACUAUUUAAGCUAAAAUUGCAUUACUGUUUGGUUAGCUUUUAGCUAAUCAACACACUAUCUAGGUUUUAUAAAAUUAACAAACUCUAUUUUGCAUAUUUCAAAUAGAAAGGCAACUGAAUUCCUUUUAUCAGCUCACUCUAAGCACAAUAAGUUGUAUUGUUGCAAAGAGUAUGGUGAAGAGAGUUAAGAAGUUCUUAUAUCCCUUUCCAGAGUGGUGAAUAAUUAGCGCUGUUUGCAAAAGUUUCUACAGCUAUGAGACUAACCCCUCAGAUCAGACAUUAACAUCAAAGAAGGCAUUUUACUUCCUCUUUUGCAUUCCAAGAUGCAUCCAUAAUGCAAUGUGUUAAUUAGGGGGAGGGAGGGGGCAGUGUAUUAGAAUGGGGUGAGUGUAUUUGGGUCUGCAUGGAGAUGCUGAAUGUCUGUGCAGCCUUUUGCCACACAUGCUCAAUAGCCUCCCAAUGUUUUCCUAUGGGAAAGCAUUGGAUUGGCUGAGAUCAUAAGGCGAAGAACACACUUAUAGAACUUCAAAAUCAACAAGAUAAUGUGUUUUUUUUUUUUUUUUUACAGCUGUGCAAAAGCAUAUAUUUACCAUUUCAGUCCUAUUACCAACCCUUUCUUAAUAUGUCAAAGUAGUUGUCAAAUGCAUGUCUCCUUAAAAUAAAUUUGCUCUUUUGUUUACUUUUUUAAGCCCUAUGAGUGUGAGGACAUUCAGUGUCAGGCAUUUUUUUUAUACUAUAUUUUUCUAAAUAAACCUACAUUUCUAUGAAAACUUAAGUUUUUGGGUUUGUUUUUUUUUGCGGCCCACAUAAACUUUAACCUUGUUUAUUUGGCCUAUGUUAGCCUUUGAGUUUGACAUGCUUGCUGUAAAUCAAUACACAUACAUUUAAGGGACACUAUAGUCAUCAAAACAUCCUUGGCUUAAUGAAGCAGUUUUUGUGCAUAAAUCAUUCCUCUGAAGUUUCAUCACUCAAUUUACUACCAUUUAGAAGAUAAAUCACUUUGGUUUCUGUUUAUCCAACCCUAGCCACAGCUCCCUUGGCCUCUACAACCUGCAUUAAAACAAAAGGGUUUUACUUUCAAUCAGCUGUAACUUUAAAAGUUUUUAUAUCCUGCUCUAUACAUUUAACUUUUAUUGCAUACAGGAUCUAGCAAACUGCAGGGUCUUGGAAACUAUUAACAGAGCAGGAGGUAAGAAAUUACAACUUAAAGCAACACUGUCAUGGCCGAAUCCUCUUUUUUUUACCCCACCUCCCGACUCCACUACAUCUAAUUGUCACCCCAAAGCCCUCCAUCUUACCUAUUUGUGCAUCUUUAUUUCGUGCUCAGACCUAGGUCCUGGGCACCGCCGUCUUUGUGUGGGUAGAUGAAGUCCCUGUGCUCCCUGCCACUUUCUUAGCUCCCCCCCCCCCGUUCUCCCUCACUCAGUAGGACUCCCAUAAGAGCAUAAGAGAGAUUAAAAUCUCCCGAAUGCCUGUUCUCGCUAUGCUGUGAGUAGGGGCAUGCCUAUUGCCCCCACCCAUGAGUGGCGGGUGGGGGCUCUAAAUGAAAAUGCGGGGGGAGACACCUACUCUGUGUCCCCCCUGGCUCGCACCAUGAGCAAUCUGUGGGGCCCUAAAUGACAAUAGGGGGACCUAUUGUGUCCCCCCACCCAUGAGUGGGGGCCUUAAAAAGUAAUCCAUCUUCACCCAGCGAGGGCACCGUGUAGACUGAGCCACGCAGGGCUGGGAAAGGCUUAUAAAGCCUUCCCAUGCCCUGCAAUUUCACUUAGAGCACUCUGGUUUAUUCCAAGCCAACCAAUCAGUGCUCUGAUAGGUAAGUUUCUACAUUUACCUGUCACAGCACUCUGAUUUAACCAAUCAGAGUGCUGUGUCAUUUUACACAGUGUGAGAAAGUUCUUUGGAAUUUUCUCAUGCUGUGUAAUUUGACUCUUAACACCGUGAUUGGUUGCUUUUCAAAUUGUUCUCAUUCUGUUAGUGUAAUGGAUCACCUGGCACCCCGACUGGGUACCUCCAUUGAAGGAUGCUCCUAGCCCUUCCUGAGGGCUCCAAGCCCUCUAGCCAACACCAUAACCACUGUGAACUCCUUCAGAGAACAGGACAGGAACAAGCUCUUACAAGAGCUUAGCAGUGAAUAUAGCAAGAGAGUUUGCAGAGCAUAGCAAUCCCUUGUAGCAGAUUCCCCCAUUAAGGGAUGGUACUCCAAAUUGAGGGUGAAGUAGAACUGACUGUAAUGGCACAUACAGCCUCUUUUAUUCACAAUUUACAAACGUAGUACUGCCCACAGGGUUUUGAAAUACAACCAAUCAAUUCGUACAAUACACACACACUCACACACAAAAUCCUCCCCUCUGCCUGUGAUAUAAUUACUGAACACAAUGGUUAAUUAUCACAGGCAGAGAAAUACAGUUUUUACAAAAUAUUAAUAACUUUCAAAAUAUACAUGCCAUUCACGUAAAUUUUCAGAAUCGGCAUGCUUGAAAUAUACACAUACUCAAAAAUCAGGGCAAUCGGCUCAGGGGUUAAAAAGUUAAGGGAAAGUCCUAUUUGACCGACCGCAAGCACAUUUUCAUGCCCAAAAGAGUUCCAUAGAUUUGGGCUGUGCGGUCGGUCAAUUUCACCCCCAAAAAUUUCUAAAUCCCAUUCGAAUGCACGAACGGGGCCGUUCGUGCAAAUAACCCAGUCUAACAGUGCGUUCGAAUUGUCAAACGCACUUCGAUUCCAGUCGAAGUUCAUAAGAAGGUAAGGGUCAGGGGUGUUCGUGCAAAAGUGUAGCCGAUUUUAGUUCCAUAGAUUCAGUGGCACGCACCGUUCGACUAAAUAAAUUAAAAUGGCCGCUGCCACGUGUUCGUGUCCCGAAUGGCGGCCACUUCGACUGCAUCCAAAGUGCUAGUUUAAAAGUACACAUCCUUUCUCUGAGAGUUAAAGGGCCAGCAGCAGCACAAUAAAAAUCUAUUAUGCCCAAAUCAGUUCCUACAAGGGCAGUACAUCUCAGGGCCAUAGUCGGAGGGCAGGAGGCUGGCAAAUAGUCUUCUCCAAUGCCCAGUGGCGAGGCUGGUUCUGCCACAGUUAGGACCAAACUUGGUAGUUUCGCUGGCAUUCUGCCUAAAAUGACAGGACGUUUGUGAAUACUGACAGGAAGCAUCGCAAGAUAACGGAGGAAAGGUAAGAAUUGUGGGAAAAUUUUUGACCACAGGAAACGGAGCACACUGGUCAUAGAUGGUCAGGCGUAGGAAACCUCUAUAAGACAAAUAGUCCAUACUUUGUCUUAUGUUUUUAAAGAAAACUAGAGCAGACAGGAAGAAAUGAAGAACAGAUCCUGACAGAGGAAGAGGAAUCGAUUGGGGAAAGGUAAGUUCGGCAUGACAGUACAGCUUUAAACAGAAUUUGCAAUAAAGUAUAAACUUUAGAAGACUCUUUAGAGGAAGUGUUUAGGAAGGCUGUGUACAUCACAUGCCGGGAGAUGUGACUAGGGCUGCAUAAAUAGUUAUUUAAUGCCUAAAUGGCAGGUAAUUGAGCAGUGAAACUGCAGGGGCAUGAUCUGUACACCAAAACUGUCAUUAAUCUAAAGUUGUUUUGGUCACUAUAGUGUCCCUUUUUAAUUUAUGUUGACUUACUUUUCCUGAGCUGGACAAAACUGAAUUUUUAUUUUUUGUGUGCAUUUAUACAUGUAGUUUACAUCAAAUUAAAGCCCCUUCUAUGCUUUAAAAACUAUAUAUAGUAUGUGUUGGUGCAAUAAAUAAUUUUUUAAAAAUGCAAAUUGCGGUUGACCACUAACAGCAGAAAAAAGAGAAAAUUGCUCAUUUUAGAAGCUGCGUCGUUAAAGUGAACAUUUCAUGUGAUGUAUACAUACACACCAGUUUGGUUUUUUUGCUUUUCAAGUUCUAAUUUUGACAAAGAUCUAAAUCUGUAAAUAGGUUUGCAUAUUUCAUACAUAGGUUAUAACACUUAUUGCAGUUAAAGUGAUACUUUUCAUGUCAUUGGUAUCUUGUUUAAUAAUAAGCAGUCAGAAGAAUUUCAUGUGCUACAAGAUUAUGUUCUAAGCACAAAAAGUACUAAUUAAAAAGGUCUUGAAUGCCCCAAUGUGACAAAAUACCCUGAAGUUUUAUUGAGCACCAAACCAUAUUGGGGUAUUCCUCCUACCAUGCUUUUAUUGUACUGAUUCAUAUCAAUAUAUUUGAUAUCUACGUAAUCUGGUUACAGUAAACAACUUAUUCUUGUUUGAAAUAUUUUUUUUUUUUUCCCUCCUUCAGAACAAAUCUUUCAAAAUUUAAGGCAAGAAUAUACACGCUAUCAUAGGCGGAGGCAGUUAGUAGGAGCUUUCAAUCAUGUUGAAGCUGGGCCUUCAAGUGAGGUGCAAACAAGCUGUUCGACUCUCACAGCUCCAGCCUCUCCAGGUAAACUAAAACUGUUGUCUUUCAUCAUAUGUUAUACUGACCGUGAAUGUGUAAUGCCUUUUUAGUCUGUUGCCUGAAUACUGCAAUGCUUGUAUCAUCUUCGCUCUUGUUGUAAAGUCUUGCUUUGAUUGGGCAUCACUCCUGCCAUUCAAUUUUACAGGUUCGCUGGGAAAGAAGGACCAGCCAACCUUCAGCCUGCGACAAGUUGGAAUCCUCUGUGAACGCCUUCUAAAGGACCAUGAGGACAAAAUAAGGGAAGAAUACGAGCAGAUUCUUAACACAAAGCUAGAAGGUCAGUUCCAUAAACUGUAUCAAACUAUAUAAGCAUCCUGUGUUUAAACUUAACUUGUGAAGGGAUUCUGAGUGGGCAUAUGCGUUCAACAAAGAAUCACCUUUUUACCUCAUUUAAUUUUAAACAUUGAUUCCUUGGCGUUUGUUUGCAGUAUACAACAGCUUUGAAACGAGAUUCAAAGCCAGUGAACCACUCAUGGACAGCUGUUUUGUUAAUACAACUCAUCAGCAUGUGGUUGAUUACUGGCUUCCUAGUGAGGCUUGUCGUUCCUUGCGAAGCACAAACCUAGAAAGUUAUGGUGUAUAAACUACAUUCUCUUGGGAUAAAUGCUUGAUUUUCUGAAAGUCCUACUCCCCCAUUUACAGGAACAGUCAUGCUGUAGCAGUUGUACUGCCAGGAGUGCCCUGCUGCAGCCUUAUUGUAAGUAGUCAAACUGUUUUAGAACAUCUUAUCUGGGCUCCACCAAUUCUUUCGGAGAGGCAGAAGCUCCUAAGCAGGAGUUUUUGUUUGCUCAUUUGAGCUGAGCCUUGCACUGCCAGACUUGGCUCAUAUAGAAAGCUUCUGGCUCUCAGCCUGAAGUGGUGGAGGCGGACAGUGCUACCUGGGAAACGUCAUUUAAGCUGUCAAACAUUUCUACAGUGGUUUGAAUUCUAACUGGGGGAGGCAGUACAGGCAUUCCUGGCACCUUAACCAGUACAGGCUGAUCAAGUUGUGAUGGUGCUUGGCGUAUGUCUUUAAACAUUCAGCUUGCUAGCCAGAUCUCCUCAAAAAAAAAAAUUAAAACUCCUUUUAAUCCUCAUUGAUAAAGGAGAGAGAGAGAGGUUUUUUAUUUAUUUUUUAAGAUUGUGACUGAGACGUGGUCGUGGGAGGUGUAUUGGAUCAAUGCUGAUGUAUUUUAUACCUUUACUGGCACUUCAUCAUUGUUUCUUGACGCAGCUAUAUUCUGUUUCACCUAAUUGCUACCCGAAAAGCUGGAUGUUAUGACCGUGUUAGCUGGCAGAGAUAGUCUCUAAAAGUAUAGUUAAAUCUUAGAGAUGCACUUUUGUUACAUUAUUCACUAAAUUAGGGAUGGCAUCUCAUUGCUUUUGGGAGAAAAUCGAUGGAAGAUCCUAAGCUCCUAUGAGAAUGCACAUGCUGACAAGUCACUUUGGCGAAUGGGCAGUUAGUACAUGUAAAAUGUCAUGUACCAUACAUAAAAUAAACUAAUAAACCUAAAGGAGACUUCAUCGAGGAGGAAAGGGUGAGAACACCGAGCAAGCAUGAAUAUAUGUAGACCAGUUCAAGCCUGUCAAAUUGUAAUCUAGUCACAUUAAAUAUCCCACACUUUAUGGAACAAAGAUAGUGUUAAUUUAUCCUUGAAAUUUUUUAUUUUUUUUUGCUGUCUUUAGCCAAAUAUGGGGUGAGUGUCUUUAAAGCGGUUCUGUUAACACCCAGUAAUCAGAUCCCCAGUGGCCAUGUCACUGUUGGAUGUAUUUGCAAAUUAUGCAGGGUUCCCAGACUGCUACAGUUCUGCUUUAGGGAAAUUGGUUGCAGGGUAAUAUUUAAACAAACACAUUUUUAUUUUUUGUUUACUGGUUGAGAGGUUUUGAUUGGUUAUGACAACCGGCAGGUCCAUGAGUCCAGAUUGAUAGCAGCCGUACCACUUUUUAACACUGAUUUUAUGUUAAAAAAAAAAAAAAAAAAUACAUUUUUAUAAAUAUAUAUAUGUAAUCCAGCGCACACGCUGAUUCACUAAACAGCAAUUUCACGUUUCUUUUUCUUUAUCAGAAUUUUGAUGUGUAAUUACCAUGAAUACAUCUGCUUGAAAUAAUCAUGUGUUUUUGUCAUGCAUGUUUGAUUUGCUCUCACUUUUGUUGUAGAACAAUAUGAAUCCUUUGUGAAAUUCACACAUGACCAAAUAAUGCGACGAUAUGGGGCAAGGCCUGCAAGCUGUAAGUAACAUACAUAUGUGCAUAAAAUUGCAAUGGUCUUGAAUAGUCCUUGAUAGUGUUAUAUUGAGCUUUACUUUUUAUUUAUUAUUUAACAUUCCAGUGUUUGCAUUCUUUUGACUCAAAUCCAGAAUUUGUAUUUCUGGCCCUAGGAUAUAACCCCAUCCUGCCCAUUCUAUUUCUUUCUUCUUUAUAUAUAUAAAAAAAAAUCUAUCUCUCUUUUUUUACAUUUUGUUCUAUGUAUUUUAAUUCUCUUCUUCACUUUAACGCUCUACCUUCCCAUUUAUUCCAACCCUAAUGAAAUCCUGCAUUUCAUUUUCCUGAAAUAGUCACCAGAAAAAAAGCAAUGCAAUGUAUCUCUAGGUAAAGAAUGCAUUUCCUUUUAUUUCUUAAAGGGACACUAGAGACACCCAGACCACUCUUAUUGCAGUGGUCUGGAUGCUCUACCCCUGUCCGUUUAAUCCUGCAAUGAUAAUUAUUGCACUUACUGAGAAACUGCAAUAAUUACAUAUCAGGGUUAACGCCAUCUCUACCAGACCGCUAGAAGACGCGCUUCGAGACUUUAGGCAACUUUUGGUAGCCUAACUGAUGCUGGAUGCCCUACCACAAUGCCUGAGGAUAUCCAAUUUUGGUUAGAACCCCAUAGGAAAUUCUCUGUGCUUUCCUAUGGAUUAUCCUAAUGCGAUCACGCCGCUUGCCGUGCUUGCAAACUAGGUCCCCGAUGUGGGACAAGGAACGAAGGGGGAGCCUGACCCAGCAGAUUCAGUGUAGUAGGGUUCCUCAACACUCUCCUCAAGGCACACUUUACAGUCCAGUAUUUAGGGAUUACCUGGAUGUAUCUAAGGUAUUUAAAAAAAAUAAAUAAAAAAAACUCCUUGGAAUCUAAGGUGGUUUUUUCUAAACACCCGUGUAAUCACUAAAUCAUGGACUGUUAGGUGUGCUUUGAGGAGCACUGCAGUUAAGUGACAUAAGGGUUUUUAAAGGUAUAUAAAUUAGGCCAAACAAAUUAUUGGAAAAUUCCUGGCUUGCAAUCACACUUUGUCCUACAGGCUUCAGUUGGUGGUAGGUAUAUGUAACAAAACAGAAAAUGACUAAUGAUAGUGCAGAAGGAUUUGUUUAUUCACACUUAAUAGUGUUAUAGCCCAGCUCUCUGUUAAACCGCGUUCAGUGGUAUAAUCCCCACUCAUGGAUUUGCAGCUUUAGGAAGUCCGUCUGACAGCAUCCAAAUGGGGAGAGAGAUAUAUAGAUGAUAUUUUUCAUUAAAAAAAAAUAAAAAUCAAACAAUAGUACUUGCUGUGUUAGAACCAAAAUCAGGUAAAAGUAAAUUGUAGUCUUAUGCACAUUUUGAAGAACAGUGACACCGUUCAGAUAGUACCACUUGUGUGUUAUGAUCCCCACCAGGAAUAUAAUGUAAAGGAGUUGCUCCAGAAAACAGUUCAGGAGUAGAGUAGAUACUUCAGGAGUAAACAUGUGCCAGGAACAGUAAAAAUAAUAUAUAAAAAAAGCAAAAAAAUUUAAUAGCCAAAUAUACUUUUAAUGUUAAAACCAUGUUAAAUGUUAAAACAAUAUUAAACUAAACACAAAGCAUUUAGCAAAACUGUUUUUUUUUUUUUUUUUUUUCUCUUCAGGUGCAAACUGUUUAUUUUAAUGGUUUUAAGCAUUGAAGUAUAUCUUUUUCCUUCCUUCCCCGUAUCCCCUUUUUGUUAUGUAUUGUUUUGUUCUCUCUGCAGUAAAGGGUUUUUAGGGUACCCUUUACAUUUAGUGUUUGCAUUUUUAGUGUUACAUUUUUGCUUAUAUUAGUUGAUUCCAUAGCACUUAUCCAAACCUUUGUGAUUAUUAUAAAGGUUUUUAGCACUUUCAUCAUCAUGGGGGGGUGGGGGGAGGAGUGAGUGAGAGGGGCACUAUAGGCUAAGGAUACAAUUUGUUUUUUAUUCCUAGCCUACAGUUUCCCUUUAACUCGUAGUUGUAAAAUAUGAUUGAAAAGAAUUACAUUUAAUAUGUUGUUUCUUUCCAGAUGUAUCCUGAAGAUUCCUUUUGCUGGGUUGCCAUUUGUGACUUCAUAUUGCCACCUGCGUGUUGCCACUGUUUUAUUUUUAACUUUUUUUUUUUUUUUUUGUCAUCCAGAGAAUUUUAAUGGCUUACCCUUCAAUUCUAUUAAAAAAGCGCAAAAGAAGACUUAAAUAAAACUUCCAACUGCUUACAUGGACUUUUUUGGGGGGUGUUUUUCCGCAGCCUUUUAAAUUACUUCAUCUGGCCACAUACUUCCCUUAAUAGCAUUGAAAACAUGGACAAUUUACUUUUGAGUGAUAAUUCUCCUUUAUUUUGCAGAUACUUUUGACUGUGUUUGAUGCACUACGUUAUGAUUAAAUCAUAUUUGGGUCAGGUAUACCCUAUUAAAAACACAUUAAGGAUGAUGCAGGUUAUUAAAGGGACAUUCCAUUGCCCAGGUACCAAAAGAGAAUUAAAAAAAAAUAUAUAUUCAUCCAGUGAAAUGUGCAUUCCUUUUAUUAUGCCUUUUUCUCAUUGGUGUGAAUCUAAAAACCGCUUGCAAAAGACUCCGAUCUCAUGUUUUCAGCCUCUGCAAGCCUUCUAACCAAACUCAGACAUUCUGUGGCUGUCCAAUCACUGACUUGCCAAUACAGCUCAAUGAGAAGUCUUUGAACGGCAGGUACUCUGGGUAUUUACAUGCCUCUUGAGUUUAGCUCCACUGCGCUUAACAACCAGGAGGUAACAGGACCUGUUGCCUGAUUGACAGCCAGUAGAAUAUCAAAGGUUAAUUUACAAAAUUGCCCAUUUCUAUUGAAAUCUGCAUUUUGUAAAAUGAAGACACUCUCUCUGCACAUAAAGCAUUCCAGCAAGUUAAUGUGUUUGGAGUGAACCUUUUAAUUGAGUAUAGUAGUGAUGAUGUAAUUUUAUUGCUGUACACGUAAACAUACCUACUUGCUCUCAAAUCUGUGUAAAACUGUAUACACCUCUUUGUUAUAGAAACAGAUUUAUACAAAGCGUGUCCUUUAAAACCUAUUGGGGUAAACUUUAAUAUAUAUAAUUUUUUUUUUAAUUUUUUUUAUCAACCUGGAGUGUUGCAUGUCUAACUUGUUAGGUAGGAGAGAUUGAUAUAGUGUAAGUGUUCAUUCUGGGACAUACUUUUAAGAAGUUAUAAAAAGCAUAGGGACCUCUGCCUCAAUUGUACAAUUUUUUUUUUUUUUUUUUUUUUUUUUUUUUUUUGUAAUGUUGACAUAAUUAAAUCAGCCUAUUUUACAAAGUAUGAUUUCCAUUUCCCAGUUCUUUUUAUGCAGACAAGCCCAAUUCUAAAAGGAAAACUAUUCUAUUCAGAGUCAAUUUACUUAUUUAAUAUGUAUAUGAUUGGUAACACUCCUUAUGUAAUAUUUUGUUGCUUUGUAAUUUGUCAUAUGUCACACCUCACCUUCCAAAUAAAUGAUCUUAAUAAAUACAAUACCCAUGAAAUAAGUUAUAAUCUUUUAAAACUAUAUAUAUCUUAUGAUCUACAUAUUUGCUGUUGUGCAUAUGUAUUCUAGAAGAGAUUGUUAUAUAUAAUUUUUUUUUCCACUCACUAUAUUAAACGUUGCUGGUUUUUCUUUUUUGAAACUGCUAGUUUCAUGACAAUUUUUCAUCUAGCCAUGUAAAUUGGUAUAGUCACUUAAAUCAUGCCCAAUUAACGUUAAGAAUUAAUACAAUGUAAGCUAUAUUGGUGACAUCUAAAAAUGUUCUGUGCUAUUGUUUAAUGGUAAAAAUUCUAUUAGUCUUUACUCCAUCAGGAUGCUGAGUCCACAGAGAAUUCCCCUGCCAUGCUGAAAAAAAUGCAGAAUUUUUGUUUAAAGGACCACUAUAGUGCCAGGAGAAAAUACUUGUUUUCCUGGCACUAUAAUGCCCUGAAGGUGCCCCCACCCUCAGGGUCCCCCUCCUGCUGGGCUGGAUGGAGAGGAAGGGGUUAAAUUUUACUUUUUCCACCACCGGGCUCUCCUCCUCCUUUCCCUGUUAUCGGCUGCAUGCGUGUCAAGAGCCGCACGUGCAUUCAGCCAGUCUCAGGAAAACAUUCUCAAUGCUUUCCUAUAGACGCUGGCGUCUUCACUGAAAAUCAGUGAAAAGCGCAGAAGCGCCUCUAGUGGCUGUCAAUGAGACAGUCACCAGAGGCUGGAAUAACCCUAAUGUAAACAUGGCAGUUUCUCUGAAACUGUUAUGUUUACAGCAGAAAGGGUUAAUCCUAGGUGGACCUGGCACGCAGACCACUUCAUUAUUAUUUAUAUAGUGCCAUCACAUGCUGUAGUGCUGUACAUUAAGCUGGUCUGGUUGCCUAUAGUGGUCCUUUAUAUUCAAUACGUACACAUUCUGGGAUUGUCACUCCUCAACAGAUUUUAACAUUAAGAGUAAUAAAGUGGAAUAUUCGUAGAGCUCAAUGUAAAAUUGCAACAGUAGAGGAAAAGAGCAUUUUCUUUUUAUUUAACUUUUUUCUUCUCUACGUUUCCUUCCAUUUACCAAUGUUUUAAAUACUGUUUUGUUUUCCCCAAUAGAGGAUCUUUACAUUAUAUUUUAUAUAUUGAAGUGCAAAUAAAAGUUCUCCGUCCGGGUUAGGGAAAAAGUAAAACCCCACUAUGUUUUGACAGCCUUUAGAAUUGCAAUGCAUCAUGGAAGUUGCAGACAUCUACCCGACCUAUGUUAUUUGGUUAAUGUGCAUUUAGAAUUCAUUCAACCUAUUUGUAUUCCACCAAGUAUAGUCAUCUUUGAAAUUUCCAAGGAAUUUGUAUUGUUCAGGUCUGUAGAUAAUAGCUGGUUUUUGGUAUCUGGAUGAUGUGACUGGGAGGUAGAUGGUAAUACACAUAUCUCUAAACUUAGACAAGUGUUUAACACAUCUGCUGAUACUGAAUGUUGUAUGAUCUAGAUUCAAAUCUUAUAGCCAUUACUAACAGUGCAUGUGUUAACACACUGGUUGUAUACAUGAUGAUUAACCCUAAAACUGGUUAUAAAAGUAUGUAGUCUACGUGGAUUUUAGAACACUUUGAUAUACCAAUCAAACCUAUACCUCUUUAUUUUUACAAUGAAAUGACUGCUUUGAAACAUAUACUUGUGAUUAUUAUUGAAUGCAUAACGGACAUCUGCGUUAAUUGGUAUAAUUAUGUUUAAUCUAUAUGUGCAUUUGUUGCAUUACUCAUUUGACAAUGAUUCGAUUCGUCCAGAACCCAAAAAAGUUUGACUGCUUUGUGAUUUGAGUUACUUUGCCGCUGGGCAAAAUGUUUCUCCAAAUUAAUUGAUUCAUUUAUAGACAAAUGCAAUGAAUACAUAUUUAUACUAUUUAAUUCCUUUCUGGGAUGCCUGUCAGAAAUAUUAGAUCCCUCAGAAUGAAAGUAACCAUGUUCUAGUAACACAAAUCAAUCAACAACUAGCUAAAAUGCCCCCCCCCCCCUUCCUUGCCAGUUUCUUCUUGGCCUGUAGAUAAGGUAUCUUUUUAAUCAGGAAGUCCUAAACUGUACUAGAUUGGAUUUGGAAAAUUCAGCUUUCUUUUCCACAACUUUCUAUAACGCAUGAGCCGUCUGUAUUCUGAAUGUUUUCAAUGAUUUUGAAUUCUGAAUGUGUACACCUUGUGUUUCAAUAAAUAAAACUAAAUUUUGUAUUCUGUACAUGUUUAGAACAUGUCAAAUAUUUUUCGGGCUGCUUGUUUUCAGAACCCUCUAAUAUACAAAUACAUUUGACAUGUAGUACAGCCAAGCCCCUAAAAAUAAUUUAAAAUCUAUAUUGUUUCAACAAAAGUUUUAAACAUAUUAAUAGUUUUGGCAUUUAAUAUAUAGCAUAGAGAAACAAUAUCACAAUUUGUGAUGCCAGAUAACCGAGUAAUGCGAAAAACAAAAGCCAGAAUAUGUAAAUAUACUUAAGCGUGGAAAGCUAUUAUCUUUGGAACUUUUUUUUUUUUUUUCUCCUGUAAACUAUAUAACCAGUGGUUGGAAUUUUUUCUUUUUUCUCUUAAUAUACCUUUUUUAUCUAGGCUGAGUAAAAUUGUGAAUGUGUGCCAGUUAUGAAUGUAGAGUGUUGAAAAGCAACGCUUUGCCGAAUCAGAGAUGAUAUUAAUGUGUGUGUAUAUGCCUUUCACAAUCCGUUAAAAUUUUUAUUGGAUAAGUAUGGACACUUUGUUUCUGUCUCCACAUAUUGAUACCUUAUUAAUGAAUGUUUGCCUCACCUAACCAAAAACGCAAACCUUACUUUGUAAAAAAAAAAAAAAAAAAAUGUAUGUAGUGUAAGCAAAUCUUAGUUGCAAACUAAUAAAAUACUUAAGAG